This is a messenger RNA of Plutella xylostella (diamondback moth), 6211 nucleotides long. It is a transcript of the gene tim, whose product is annotated as timeless. The record is from RefSeq and is a predicted model, not a curated record. Gene Ontology annotation, cellular component: replication fork protection complex. Gene Ontology annotation, biological process: DNA repair; DNA replication checkpoint signaling; replication fork arrest. Gene Ontology annotation, molecular function: DNA binding. NCBI's taxonomy places the organism in Eukaryota, Metazoa, Arthropoda, Insecta, Lepidoptera, Plutellidae.
CAGCUGACUGAAGAAUGUAAAGCAAAAUAUUUUGAGGCUUUUCAUUACUGUAUUUUCAGUUUCAGGAGUUCAGUUUCGUUUCGAUUAUCAUUUCAGUUGGUUCAGUCGUGAUAUUGGUGCUUAAGUUACUUUCGGUCAUUGAAAAGUUUCGAUUCUGGCACUGCAACGUAAUGUUGCUUAAAAUUGUUUUGUGUUGAUUACUUUUCGUUCUUAUGAAUCGAGGUUUUCGUAAAAAAAGUUAAACUUUAGUAUUUCUCAGUGUUUAAAAUUAUUACUGAAAAAAUAUUUCAAAAUUAUUGUGGUGAUGUGUUUAUUGGAUUCUUAAAAAUAUAGACUUGCAGCUCAAGCACCAUGAUGGAGUGGAUCCUGCGCAGCCCGCAGGUGCACAGCACGUUCGCCAAGCUCGGCUACGUCACCGCCGACGGCUACCACAUCAACGAGAACUGCAAUGAGACCCUGGAAUACAUCUUAAAAAAUAUUUUGAUGGAAGAUAAAUAUCUUCGAACCUAUCGGCGAAGUAUUAGUUUUGGACAAAACAUUCAAAAAGACAUAAUACCGCUCAUAAUUGAAACUAAAGACGAUAAGACAGUGGAACUGUUGAUAAAAAUCCUAGUGAAUCUGACUAUUCCGAUCGAGUGUUUGUUUUCGGUGGAAGCGAUAUCCCGGACGGACGUGGGCCGGCACGCGAUCUUCGAGAUCAACAACCUGCUGGACGCGACCAAGUCGGCCUUCACCGACCACCGAGUGCCCAAAGUGCUCGUGGACUUUCUCAAGAAGAAUGUGGACUUGGAGCAGUCGGUGAAGCUGACGCCGGAGCAGAGCGGCAACGUCGCCAACGCGCUGCUGCUGCUGCGCAACGUGCUGCACAUCCCCGAGGAGCACGCGGGCGCCGCCACCAACCAUACCGUGCAAAACAGAAUACUCGGGAACUUUUUUAGUCAAAGUAUAGAUAAAGUACUUAUUAAACUGAUGACUAUUCCGGAAGCGGCGCACUGGUCCGUGACGAUGGUGCAGCUGGUGGCGCUGCUGUACAAGGAGCAGCACGUGACCACGCUCACCAAGCUGCUCAACGUGUGGCUGGAGGCGUCGCAGUCCGACUCCUCCGAGGACAACGAGAGCAACACCUCGCCCCCGGACAGAGAUUGCCCGUUCAAUAAAGGUAGCGAAGAUUCAUCGCCGAUGCUGACUUCAGACCCGACGUCUGACUCCUCGGACAACGGCCCCAAGAGCAACCAGGGGGCCAACGCCGAGGACGGCAAGUGGCGCGACCCGGCGGCGGCGGGCGAGGCGGGCGUGGCGGGCCCCGCGGCGCCCCCGCCGGCCGACGGCGCGCCGCCCCCGGUCGACCCCGCCGAGGUGCCGCUGCCCGACUCCGACGACGACCCCAUGUCGGUCUCCACCGCCGACCCCGCGGUGCUGACCCCGCCCGCCACCGCCGCGCUGCCCCCGCCGGACCCCGCGCCGCCGCCGACGCCGCCCGCGCCCCCCGCGGCUGCGUCAGAGCCGCCCGCCAAGACCACCACCGUACAAUCUUCCCCCGGCACCAAGAGGAAACAUGAUGAUAGUAAAGUGUCGUCGUCGAGCGAGGACGUGCAGUCGGACCGGAGCAUGGCCGAGCCGAGCAGCGCCAGCAAGGAGGAGAAGUCCGUCUCCGCCUCCGACUGCGGAUACGGCACGCAGGUGGAGACACAGGAGGUGUCGACGUCCAGCAACGAGGACGAGCCGCAGAAGCCGGUGCACCAGAAGCCGCACAACCCCAAGCAGAAGCCCAACACCAAGGUGCGCUGCGGCACCACGCUGCAGGACAAGCGGCGGAAGAAGAUCGUCAAGAGGUCGCGGACUACUAUCAUAAACGUGCAAGGCCUCGCGCGCAAGAUCCCCACAGACGACGACAUCUCCAACAUCCUCAAAGAGUUCACAGUCGACUUCCUCCUCAAGGGGUACAACUCUCUCGUCCGCACUCUCUACACUCAGAUCAUUACCAAUCUUGACCUGGAAAUCGACACGUCACACUUCUUCUGGCUGGUGACGUACUUCCUGAAGUUUGCGUCACAGAUUGAGCUGGACUUAGAGCAUGUAUGCUCUGUGCUGUCGUUCGAUAUAAUAACAUACUUGACAGCUGAGGGAGUGAACUUGUGCGAGCAGUUCGCGCUCGCCAUCAAGCUCGACGGCAACGACCUGAAGCCGUGCAUCAGGAGAAUGCAUUUGGUGGUGACAGCGAUCAGGGAGUUCGUGCAAGCGCUAGAAGUGUACAAGAAGCUGUCGGUAUACUCGAGCGAGAAUGAAGAGACGCUGGCGCAGCUGCAGCUGAAGGUGUGCGAGCUGGACGAGCUCAAGACGCUCAUGGUGCUGCUGCUGCGGCACUACAACCCCAGCCUGCACACCAAGCAGUACUUGCAGGAUCUCAUCGUGACGAACCACAUCUUGCUAAUGUUCGUGGACAGCGUGUUGAAAACACCCAACUACACCGGCUCUACCAACAUGGUCACUCAUCUCAAGCAAUUCGCGACCCCCGAGAUGAUGAACCAGUACGGCAUCCUGCUAGAAGACUUCGCGAAGAACGGCGAGUUCGUGAACGACUGCAUCUUCACGGUGAUGCACCACGUGGCGGGCGAGCUGGAGAGUCUGUACGCGCUGUGCCAGCCGCGCAUCCUCACCACCUUCACCGCCAUAUGGAAGGCCGAGUUCGAGAUAUGUGACGACUGGUCGGACUUGAUCGAGUACGCCAUCAACACGUUUAUAAAGAAGCCCCAGUCGCUGCGUGCGGUGAACAACUUCCGUCUGGAUACGGAGAAUUUCGAUGACGACAGCGAGAGCACGAAGCCGCACGUCGCGUCCGACAUCAAGGUGGACUUCGACGACAUGAAGAAGGAGGACUUCGACGACUCGCUCAUGCCCGGCGACGCCGCUGAGAAAUGGACAGACGCGGAGCUGAGCUCGCUCAGAUGGAACUACAUGCAGUGCUGUGAGUCCUCCGAUCUGAUAGCCGACAUCGUCAAGAUAUACGCGGAAGAAGGCAGCUGCAAGCGACGCGAGUCAGUCAUACAAGAGCUGCUCAAACAGAACAUCAUCACUAAGGCCGACUACGACUGUUUCCUGAAGGUGGAAAUCCGGAGAACGACUAAGAACAACCAGAUGAAUAAAGAGACUAGAGACUCUGAGAUUGCGAAGCUUUGUGAGCAGUUGUACCAGGACGGGAACGGGAAGAUGCUGCAGUGGGUGCAGCAGGUGCUGCUGGAGACGUGCUACGCGAAGAUCUACCUGGACAAGAAGUCUCUGAAGGCGUACGAGGAGGCCGCGCAGGCGCCCGGCGACCGCAAGGUGCACAAGUUCGGGCUCUUCAAGAAGAAGGACGACGACCUGCCGCUGAUAUCGCCCGUUUCUUACCACAGUCUUUUGCAAGACAAGUCAGUGCCGCUGGUGGCGUGGAACUACGAGCAGGUGAUGAUCUGCAAGGACUUCAAGUUCCUGCAGCUGCUGCACAAGCUCGGCUUCCACAUGCCGGUGGACACGGGCAAGCUGUUCAUCCGCAUCCCGCACUUCUGGUCCGCCGACUAUUUGUACGAGGUGGCCGGCAAGAUACUGCCCAUUGACACGAGCAAGCUGAAAUUUUCCAAAACGGAUAUAUCAGCGGAGCCCGUGCCCACCAACACCCCGUACAUGAACAGUUUCACGCUGACCGCCGACUACAUCAGGAAAGAUUACACUUACAUGGGAUCGCCCGAGAAUUUCUACCAGAUACAAAAAGAUAGUCAUCUUGCCACCAUGAUCAAUUACACCCCGAUGCCUGGCGCUUCCUUCGAGGGCGAGGCAGCCAGCGCCGGCGAAACGAAUAAAACAUGUUGGUUAGAAAUCGUGCAGAGGUCGCAACAACUUAAAAUAUCACUUCGCAUGAAAAACGGAUGUACGGAUAUUCCGUCGGACGUGAGCGCGCGCGUGAGCGAGGCCGCGCCGCCGCCGCCCGCCGCGCUGCUGGAGUCCGUGCUGGCGCCGCCGCCCGGACAGGACGACGACGAUGACAGCGUCUGCGACACGGCCUCCGUGGCGUCCAACCUGACGCGCAUGUACGUGUCAGACGAGGACGAGAUCUGCGAGCUGAUGCCGCGGCUACUGACCCCGGUCUUACCCCACGACUACCUGGAGACCUUCGAGCCGCUGCCGCUGCCCGUGGACUCGGACCGCGCCGCCAUGCCCCCCCCGCUGGAGCCGCGCCCGCCCCCCUCCCCCCGCUCCGACAGUGACUGCUGCGCCGGGAAACGGCCGCGCGUACAUCUAUCCCCUAUGUUCUAAACACACUUAACUAAUCUGUUGUAUUCAACUAGCGAUACUUAACUUGUAACCUGCAUAUGCUUCAUGACUCGAAUGUAGUAGGACCAUUAGACUAAGAUAAAUUGUCAUUGCUUAUAGGCAUUUAUUUGUUUUAAGAUGUGAUGCUUGCUUACCAUAGGCGUCUAAUGCUGCUGCCUUAUUCCUCUAAAAACAUAUUCCGUUUGUCUUUGCCAAGUAUUAGUAGGUAAAUAUAAAAAGUUUUUUUUGUAAAGCUUAAAAUAUCUCGAAAUGUAGCCGUAAGUAUCUACAAUAAUGUCCGCUAUAUUUGAGUCAUCUCAAUGUACAAGGAUACACAAAAUGGAUUGUCGACUUCCAGUUGAAUUUACUAAAAAAUAUGUCUGUGACGAACUAUUAUUUUCCUGUUUCCGUAAGCAUCAAUUAUUUUGAACUAUCAGAGUUACUGGGCGGGAAAUAAGAAACCUAUUUUAAUAUUUGCUAUUUACAGUACAGUUUAAUGUGCGUAAAUUUAUGUAGUCGACGAUCUCUAAUCGUUUUUUCCCCGGAAUACACGGUAAAUCCCGAAUUUAAUUAUAUUAUUUAGGUUAAAAGCUUUUAGUAUUGUUGCAUUGUCUAAGGAAACGCUAUGGUGUGAUUCUGACUUGAUGAUUUUCAUCUAGUUAUGCAAAGCAAGAUCAAUGUGCAUUAUCUUCAAUUAAAAUUUACUAAGUAAUUCAGUUAACGUAUGUAGGUACUUCCACCGCGACCUAAAUAUCGCUAUCUUAUCUGAGCAUUACCACACUAACCUGUACUUUAUUGCAUUGCAGUUAGAGUAGUUAAAGCAUGGCAUCACUGUGGUCUGCAACCAUAAUAAGUUCGCGUCAGAGGAGAGGACUUUCCAACAUUUUUUAUACCGAUUCAGAUUGUAUUGUAUUUAAAUUAAAGUGACAUAACCAAUAUGAAUGGUAGGGGCAAGUCCCAACGAUGCAUACGACAUCUUUACACCUCCUAGCCUACAGUGUGGGACCCACUGAUACAUACCUAUUAUAUAUACAUCUAAUACCUAUGUUUACUCUAUGUAUAUGUUGUGUGUAUCGUGAUGUAUCUUCCUAUCUAUAAUGUUAGUCACAGAUAAUGUUUUGCCAGGAAUAGCGUUCUCUGUAGGAUAUGGUGAAAUAGUCUUAGUAAAUUUAUGUUUAAGUUAAUAUUCAUGGAAGUCACCGCAUUUGCCUACCCUCCCGGUAGGCGGGCGUGGAAUUCAUGAAUGUACCUACGAAUGUAAAACACCUUAUUAGGGUUUUCUCACUUAUUUUAAUUUUAAAUAGUUAUAUUGAAAAGUAUUUUUUUCCAUAUUUUAAUUAUAAUGACGUCAUUUAACUCAGUUUUAAAUAAAUAUGAACACGGCGACUCAUAAAGGUUAUUUUAUACAAAUUACAAAUUAAACAAUUUUUACGAUUCAGUAGAUGUUUAAGAAAAUGUGAUACAUACAAAGAUUGUCUCUUGAAAGAUGAAUUACUAUUAAAUUAUAAUAAAAAAUGCCGAGUUUCGCCGUGUUUUCAAAAUAGACACACACUUUGGAACUACCUACUCUAUUGAUGCAACAUACAGUUACAAUGCACAAAGCGUAAUGGUUCACUUGUGUAUUAAGUACUUUAGUAUGUUUUCUCUACAAAAAUAUAUUGUUACAAUUUACACUUUUAUGAAACCUGAUCAAAAAGAGAAAGGUGCUCGCGAGCGACUUGUGCCCGCGCUGCACCCCCUUCGCCGACUAAUUAUCGCAUUAUGUAAGUAAAUCUUUGAUCGGGGAUAUUUUAUUUAGUUUUUAUUUUAAAGUUUAUAAGUAAUUUAAAAUUUGUUAACGUUUACUUUAAUUUUAUAUAAGAUCAAUAUUUUACCUCCUAAUAGUAAGGGUAGAGUUAGACAAUAAACUUAUUUUUAGUUAAAA